AUGAUUCAGAGCACCGGACAGAUGCAGUGUAAAGUCUAUGACUCCAUGCUGGCUCUCUCUCAAGACCUCCAGGCAGCUCGAGCCCUGACUGUGAUAUCCAUCCUUCUGACCGUCUUGGCUGUACUGGUGUCCAUCGGAGGAGCGAAGUGCACUAAUUGCAUUGAAGAAGAGUCGCCCAAAGCUAAAGUCAUGAUCCUUGGAGGGGUGCUGUUCAUCGUAGCUGGGCUUAUGCAGCUGAUUCCCAUAUCCUGGUCUGCCAACAGCAUCAUCAGGGACUUUUACAACCCUUUGCUGCCUGACGCCAGGAGACGGGAGCUGGGAGCGGCGCUCUACAUCGGCUGGGCAGCAGCUGCGCUCCUGAUUUUGGGGGGCUCGUUGCUUUGUUGCACCUGCCCUCCACAGGAGAAAAAAUAUAACUCGCCUCGGAUGCCGUAUCCUGCGUCUCGCUCGACCGGUGGGGGAGGAUAUGACAGAAGAGACUAUGUGUGA
Messenger RNA from Sinocyclocheilus rhinocerous, 489 nucleotides. RefSeq names its product claudin-3-like. Bases 1 to 489 code for a protein of 162 amino acids. Gene Ontology annotation, molecular function: structural molecule activity. Gene Ontology annotation, cellular component: membrane; bicellular tight junction. The record is from RefSeq and is a predicted model, not a curated record. NCBI's taxonomy places the organism in Eukaryota, Metazoa, Chordata, Actinopteri, Cypriniformes, Cyprinidae. The transcript has a single exon.